This is a messenger RNA of Mercurialis annua (annual mercury), 1237 nucleotides long. Its product is annotated as THO complex subunit 4A. Gene Ontology annotation, molecular function: mRNA binding. The coding region runs from base 119 to 904 and encodes 261 amino acids. The record is from RefSeq and is a predicted model, not a curated record. Gene Ontology annotation, cellular component: nucleus. The transcript has 5 exons. Lineage: Eukaryota; Viridiplantae; Streptophyta; Magnoliopsida; Malpighiales; Euphorbiaceae. Gene Ontology annotation, biological process: mRNA export from nucleus.
CCUCUUCCCCUUUCCAUCAAAAAAAAAGGGAAAAAACCCUAAAAUUCUCGCUCUCCUUUCCGUCGCUCUCAUACAAAUCUCUCUUCGUAAAAUCUGAAUCAUUUUCCAACAACAAAAUAUGUCAAGCGCUUUGGAUAUGUCACUUGACGAUUUAAUCAAGGGCAAUAAAAAGCCUGGAUCCGGCGGUUACUCCCGCGGCCGCGGCCGUGGAGCUGCUGCUGGAGCCGGUGGUGGUGGUGGUGGUCCUGGACCUACUCGCCGCUUCAAUAACCGAGUUGCUAAUCGCGCCGCUCCUUAUGCGGCCUCUAAGGCGCCUGAAUCUGCGUGGCAGCACGAUAUGUUUGCAGAUCAAGUAUUUCAAGGACAAGGCGGCGGCGCAGGUGGCGGCAGAGCUUCUGCUAUUGAGACUGGAACUAAGCUUUACAUUUCUAAUCUUGAAUAUGGAGUCUCUAAUGAGGAUAUUAAGGAGUUGUUUUCAGAAGUCGGGGAUUUGAAGCGGUACUCAAUCCAUUAUGACAGGAGUGGCAGAUCGAAGGGCACGGCAGAAAUUGUCUUCUCUCGACGAACGGAUGCUUUGGCUGCUGUCAAGAGAUACAAUAACGUUCAGCUUGAUGGAAAACCUAUGAAGAUUGAGAUUGUUGGAACAAAUAUUCCUACUCCUCCUUCAAUGCCUGCUGCUAAUGGCAGUUUUGGAAACUUAAAUGGAGCUUCUAGAGGGAGACAAGGAAGAGGAGGUGCAAUGGGGAGACCACGAGGUGGCAGUGGUGGCGGCCGCGGAUUUGGAAGAGGUCGUGGACGUGGAAGUGGGAGUGGAAGUGGAAGGGGUCGUGGUGAAAAAGUAUCUGCAGACGAUCUUGAUGCUGAUCUUGAGAAGUAUCAUUCAGAAGCUAUGCAGACAAAUUAAAGCUGGCUUUCUCUCCCUUGGUUGGUCUUUCAGCUUUUGUCCGUCGCCUUUUAUGUGCUUGAUUGUGCAAGAUUUCCGACUAUGUUUCUGUAACUUUAUCAAGUCCUGGUCUUAGCGAUAUAGGAUAUAUUCAGAAAAAAUUGUUAGAAUCUUUAUUUUGAAGUGUGGUCUUUUAUUACCAGAUUGUUCCUUGACUUGGGUAUUAAAAUGGGGUUAAAUUGGACGGCUUCAUUAUGUAAUAGCUAUCAUUCUUUUGGCUUCAUUGGCUUCUUAUGUCCUCUGUGUUUUACUCCGGAAGUUGAAGUAUGAAGUGGAACUAUAUAUUUCCUCGUA